AUGGCCGAAAAUGAAGUGACUUUACUUGAGCACAACCAUCCGAUGUUUCUCCAACCCCCCGACGCUCCAGGUCUAGUUUUAGUCCCAAUUAAGCUCACAGGGCCCGAGUAUUAUGCCCUAUGGAGCAGGGCGAUGAAGCUAGCAUUGAGAGGAAAAGGAAAGCUUGGAUUUGUGGAUGGAACAUGUGUCAAAAGCACAUACAGAGGAGAACUUACAGAGCAGUGGGAAAAGUGUAACGCAAUUGUAUUAUCGUGGAUCGGAAGCACUAUUGCAGGUGAGUUAAUGCCUAGCAUUGUAUUUGCUUCAAAUGCAAAGAAAGGUACAGACUCUGUUACUAGCUACUAUACGAAAAUGAGUGAUUUGUGGAGUGAGUUAGAUGUGUUGGUCCCAACCUCUACUUGUGAUUGUGAGGAGUCUAGACCAUCCUUAGAACAUUUAGCUCAACAGAGGUUAUUACAAUUCCUAACGGGGCUGAAUGAGACUUACAGUAAUGUAAGGAGCAAUCUAUUGCUAAGAAGGCACGUCGUUACUGUGAAUGAGGCCUAUGCUAUUGUAACACAAGAAGAAAGCCAAAGGUCAUUAGGAUUUGUCGACACAAACAGGGAUCCUUUAACAAUGAUGGCAGGAAGAGACCAAAUUUUAAAACCAAAUAAGUUUGGGCUGAUUUGUGAUCAUUGUGGUUUCAAGGGCCACUUAAAAGAAAACUGUUAUGAGAUCAUUGGUUAUCUAGCAGAUUUUAAGAGCAAAAAGAAAUUUCAAGGUGAAGGAGCUAGACCUUAUGUGAAUGCUGCAAGUACUGAAGCAGGAGAAGGCUCAGGGAAUCCGUUUCAGGGUCAUGUGUUGACAGAGGAGCAAUACAAGCAAUUGGUAGGUCUUCUGAACAAGCCAACAACAGGAGAUUGUUCUUCAAACAUGGCAGGUAUAGCCUCUCUAUUAUGUAGUGCAUCAGUAGAAGAAUGGAUAGUGGAUUCAGGAGCCACACAUCAUAUUACACAUAAUAAGGAAAUCUUAAGCAACGUUAGAGAAAUGACAGAACAUAGUGGAGUUCAGCUGCCAACAGGGAAUAAAGCAGACAUAAAACAUACAGGAAGUACAGUGGUCCUAGGAAAUAAAAGUGUGGACAAUGUUCUACAUGAACUUUACAGUGGCAAGGUGCCGGGGAUUGGUAGAGAAUCAGGUGACCUAUAUUUGUUGAAAGGAAGAGCAAUAAUAUUGGCAAUGAAUCAAAGUAGUUGUGCCUAUACUCCACAACAAAAUGGAGUUGUGGAGAGGAAACAUUGGCACAUUCUUGAAAUGGCUAGAGCAUUGAAGUUUCAAAGUGGGAUUCUUAUUAAAUUCUGGGGAGAUUGUGUGAGAACUGUAGUGUAUUUGAUAAAUAGACUGCCAACAUCUGUAUUAGCAGGUAAGACUCCAUAUGAACUGCUUUACAAGAAACAAACCAACAUAGAACAUUUGAGGGUGUUUGGUUGCCUAUGCUAUACAAGUAGCUUGCCAAUGGGAGAUAAGUUUGCUCCUAGAGCAAGAAGGACUGUACUCAUUGGUUAUUUUGAUACCCAAAAGGGUUAUAGGGUUUGUGACUUAGAAAGUAAAUCCUUCCUUAUUAGUAGAGGUGUAGUUUUUAAGGAGCACAUAUUUCCUUUCAAGAAUCUUCCCAGCAAUACAGAUGAUAUGUUUGUGCAAGAUGUGACUGCUGUGCCUCCAGUUCUCCAAGACAGUGUUAUGUAG
Molecule: messenger RNA, 1725 nt
Organism: Nicotiana attenuata
Lineage: Eukaryota; Viridiplantae; Streptophyta; Magnoliopsida; Solanales; Solanaceae
Exons: 4
Coding region: 1-1725 (574 amino acids)
Biological process (GO): DNA integration
Molecular function (GO): nucleic acid binding
Source: RefSeq, a predicted model, not a curated record